Molecule: messenger RNA, 748 nt
Organism: Formica exsecta
Lineage: Eukaryota; Metazoa; Arthropoda; Insecta; Hymenoptera; Formicidae
Gene: Mpc1
Product: mitochondrial pyruvate carrier 1
Exons: 3
Coding region: 324-635 (103 amino acids)
Biological process (GO): pyruvate import into mitochondria
Cellular component (GO): mitochondrial inner membrane
Source: RefSeq, a predicted model, not a curated record
UGACGUAGCUGAACCGUGCAGUUCCUUCUCAAGCACUAGCUGCUUAACCGUGGAUAAUCACAAGAUCACAACGUGAACAAAUGGGAUGCUACCGAUUGUGUAAUUGUUUAUCCGGGAUUAUGCAACAUUAUGUUACUUAUUUAACUUUUCUUUAACCGCGAGCAGCGAUUGGCUACGAACAUCCUCCCAAAGAUUCGUUUCUUUUCAAUGUUCCACUUCUAAGCACACAUUAUCCGAUUUCAUCGAAUUUCUUAAAUAACGUAUUUCGUUAAAUAGCAAUAGUUUUCUUUUCUCUUCGGUACGAGAAACAUAGGCAUCCGAGAAUGAAUCGUUUCGUAAAGAUCCUUAGGAGUAAGGAAACUCGUGACUAUUUUAUGAGCACGCAUUUCUGGGGUCCAGUUGCUAAUUGGGCGAUACCGAUUGCUGCCAUUAGUGACAUCCGGAGGGAUCCCAAGUACAUCAGUGGAAAAAUGACCUUCGCCUUAUGUUUAUAUUCAGCAAUGUUCAUGAGAUUUGCAAUCAAGGUGCAACCACGCAAUAUGCUUCUAUUUGCCUGCCAUUUUGUUAAUGAAGGUGCACAAAUUACGCAAGGUUGUAGAUUUAUUAAGUGCCAUUAUCUCAAUAAAAAAGAAUAGUAAAUUAAGAAAUAGAUGAUAUUUGCUUGCCAAAAAGCAAAAUAUUACAUUAGUCGAAAAUUGUCUUAUACAUAUGGUAGAGAGAGAGAGAGAGAAAAAAAGAGGGAGAGAAA